Messenger RNA from Ziziphus jujuba (common jujube), 747 nucleotides. RefSeq names its product probably inactive leucine-rich repeat receptor-like protein kinase At5g48380. Gene Ontology annotation, biological process: protein phosphorylation. Lineage: Eukaryota; Viridiplantae; Streptophyta; Magnoliopsida; Rosales; Rhamnaceae. The transcript is spliced from 2 exons. The record is from RefSeq and is a predicted model, not a curated record. Bases 1 to 747 code for a protein of 248 amino acids. Gene Ontology annotation, molecular function: protein tyrosine kinase activity; ATP binding.
AUGUACAAGGCAACACUUCCAAAUGGUUGGUUUCUUGCAGUUAAGAGGUUGCAGAAUGACUCUGAACAAUGUGAGAGCCAAUUCAUAGCUGAAUUAUUGGCUUUGAGCAGAUUGAGACACGAAAACUUAAACCCGCUGUUGGGCUUUUGCAUAGAAAGGAAUGAAAAGUUUCUGGUUUACAAAUACAUGUCAAAUGGUAACCUUCAUGAUUGGUUAUAUCCUGUAGAAGGUGACAAUAAGGUUUUGGAGUGGCCUUUGCGGGUCAAAAUUGCAAUAGGAAUAGCUAAAGGAUUGCCAAACAUAUCGAAUUUUGGGAACUCGAUCAUAUCAAACCAUGGAGGGGCAAUGUUUGUGUAUCCAAAUGACAAUGAUUCGGGUUUGUUAGUAAAUAGUGGGGUCUGGGAAUCUGAUUUUGUUAAGAAAGAUGUUUAUAACUAUGGAAAUGUGCUUCUUGAGCUCAUUACAGGAAGAAAAACAAUAUCUAGUUCUUCUUGUAGUAGUAUUCACGUGAUUUUGCAGGAAUUAUUUGACCAUCUUCCAAAUAGCAGUGCUUCUUCUCUUCUGAAUGACAUCAUUGACAAAUCUUUGAGUGGGAUAGGAAUUAAUGGUGAGAUCUUGCAGUUCCUCAAAAUAGCAUCAGACUGUGUUCAGCCAUUUCCAUAUCAAAGACCAACAAUGCUUGACGUGUACAAAAGAAUAAGCAGUUUUGGAGAAAGAUAUGGAAUCAAAAGUGAUCCGAGAAUAUAG